Molecule: messenger RNA, 1939 nt
Organism: Magallana angulata
Lineage: Eukaryota; Metazoa; Mollusca; Bivalvia; Ostreida; Ostreidae
Product: putative histone-lysine N-methyltransferase PRDM6
Exons: 9
Coding region: 94-1224 (376 amino acids)
Cellular component (GO): nucleus
Molecular function (GO): protein binding
Source: RefSeq, a predicted model, not a curated record
GUGUCCUUUAAGAACAGGUGGGAUAUGGCUUUGUUUUCAUGAAUAAACUUUCAGCAGAUCACGGAGAAUGCCUGAAUAGUUCAUAUCAUCACCAUGACGAGAGAAGGCGUUGUUGUCGCCUCAGGAUUGCUCUUGGUCCUUCAUCUGACUGGUUUUCUGUUUGAGGACACAAUGAAUGACAAGUGUCGCCCGGGGUUUGUUCGAGUAGACCAGUGGUGCUUCUCGUUCCAUACAGAAUCUACCUCCAUGCUACAAUCCAGUGACGUAUGUCACCAACAUGGCGCUCACAUGGCGGUACUUGACUCUCAGGAAAAGGAGAAGGCUCUGACAGACUACAUUGAACAAAUGGGAUUUUUUGAUAUAUACCAGGAGAGAAAAGAACUGUAUAAAAUUGCUCAACAUGAGUGGGAUGUUCAAACAGAAAAAAAUAGAUUUUGUGAGGACUAUAAGUUACAUGGUAUUCAUAGUGAUAAAUACCGCCACAUACCUAAUGCAAAGAUUCCUAUAGGUUCCCCUCCACAUCUCAGAGCAAACCUCAGCACUCCACCAGGAUUUAGCAUCAAACUCUCCAACAUCCCUGGGGCCGGUUUUGGAGCUUGGACGGACGAGUUUGUCCCUCAAUACACUAUACUGGGUGUUUAUGAAGGUGUGAUCCACACCAGGGAAUCCGACUCGGACUUGUAUUCAUGGCAGGUGGACAAGCAGGGAAGUAACGGUACCUACGUCAUUGACGCCGCUGACCCGGCCUGUAGUAACUGGCUCAGGUUCGUGAACUCACCGACCACCCACACAGAGGAAAACGUCACCCCCGUACCCUGCGCCGGCAUCGUGUUCUAUAUGACGUCACGUGACGUGGAGCCGGGGACAGAACUGUUGGUCUGGUACGGUGACGGUUAUGGACGGUUUCUUGGAGUAAAUAGGAUUCAUCCCGAAUAUGACCUGAACGGUUCCGUGGCGUUACGUGCGAACGUGAUAACGUAUAUUGAUGACAAAGUUUUGGUGUUCGACAACUGGACGCCCGUAACGUAUCAGAACUGGUUCGACAACGUCGACGACGAGGGCGAAACGGUGCUGGACCAGAUGUUUGGUCUGUUGUUGACCUAUCACCAUGACAACAAGUGGUACUGGGUGGCUGAGCGUAACUAUACUUACUAUACAGGACACGAGGGGCUGAAGCUUCCCUUUAUCUGUGAAGAUUCCACAAAUAGCUCUGGAGUUGGAUGAGGUGUAACCUAAAUUAGCUAUAACUGAUAUAAUAUUUGACAUUUCUUUCUUGAUAUAUUCAGUUUGGAAAGUAUGUAAAAAAUUAUGAUUCUUAAUUAAUUUCUUUAGAAUAAUUUUAUUUAAGAAUGACUUGAACCUAUAGAUGGUAUUUAUGAGAGGGACAAACAAAGGCCUUGGUUUGUUAUCGAAAAUAAAGUAAAAAAGGGCAACUUCUUGUGUUGAAGGUAUAUUGUAUUACCAUAUAUGAUAAUUUUAAGCACUGGUGGAUUUAAAUGCACGGCUAACUUCACCAAAAUUUGCAUACUCUUUAAACAGUUGAGGAUUUUAUAUGCAUAUCGAUAAUUAAAUUUUGGAAAAAAUUGUACAGAGCAUAUCUCAAUUGUAGAUAUUUAAAUCAGAGGAAGGAUACAUUUGAAUCAAUUAUUCGUUUGGUGGAUCAAUUGGUGCAUUUACUGAAUUAUACUUUAUGCAAUUGCACAAAAAUCAUGCCGAAAAGAGAAACUUUAAUUGCGAAUUUUUUGUGAAGAUAGUGAUUCUAAACUUUCGAAGAGAUAACAAGAAUCGAUCUACAGAAAAUAAAACUGGUUUCAAAUAAUAUCCUCUUAAUUUUUUUCUCACAUUCCUUUUAAAAGCGAAAAAAAUCAUCGUAAAGGUAACUAAAAAAUAAGUAUUAUUGCACAGAUAUUUAUGUUAGCCGGGAAAUGUAGGUAUUUAU